Pezoporus occidentalis (night parrot) is the source of this 2666-nucleotide messenger RNA. It is a transcript of the gene SYTL3, whose product is annotated as synaptotagmin like 3. Gene Ontology annotation, molecular function: small GTPase binding; neurexin family protein binding. The record is from RefSeq and is a predicted model, not a curated record. The transcript is spliced from 16 exons. Gene Ontology annotation, biological process: exocytosis; intracellular protein transport. Bases 482 to 2335 code for a protein of 617 amino acids. Gene Ontology annotation, cellular component: exocytic vesicle; plasma membrane. Lineage: Eukaryota; Metazoa; Chordata; Aves; Psittaciformes; Psittacidae.
GGCCCUUUUAUAAAGCAUUUGAAGGAGAUAUAAGAAGUAUUCUGUGCUUACUUAACUGCAGAAGUUGGUCUUAGUAACUGUUUUACUGUGGCACGUUCUUAGUAGCCUUGCAAGACAUUCAUAUAUUUUCUUUAAAAUCAUUAGAGUGCUUUUAUGGGAUCCAGCUAAUAAUGACUAUCACAAAUUUGCUAGCUUGUACUGAUGCUUCCGCUGGGCGUUCUGAUGAUUGUGUAGAUAUGCUUGCCUUUGGAAAUUGUAGGAGUUUAUAGAAAAUGUAUCUUGCCCAGUAAUGAGUGUUUUGAUAUCCUUCAUGCGGAGGUCGCUGAGUUUGUGCUGACUGCUCUUUUAGACUGUAUUGACUUGAAUUGAAGACUCAAAACAUGCUCAUCAAUCCUGGGAGGUAUUUUUGAGGUAAAAGAUGAAAGCAGGUGCUGUAGAACCAUAGGACAGGAGUCUACAAAAGAGGACGAGUUUGGGGAAAAUGGCCUGUGAAUUCAAUCUAAACUUCCUUAAGCAACAGGAACAAGAAGCUGUUCUAGAAGUCCUGUACCGUGACCAGAUGGUGAGAGAAACAGAGGAGAAAAGAAUAAGGAAACUGAAACUACAGUUGCAGCAGCUUCGGUGGAAAGGGGCAAGAAAUGCCAGCCAUGAAUACCAGGAGAGAUCUUGUGCUCGAUGUCAGAAAUUGCUUGGGUUGCUGAUGAACAGGGGUGCAGUAUGCAAUGGGUGCAGUCAUCGAGUGUGCUCUGAAUGCCGUGUCUGCCUGAAUCCCUGCCUUUGGAAAUGCACUGUUUGUUAUGCUCAUGGAGAUGUGAAAGUAAAGGCUGGCGAAUGGUUUUUUGAGGAACGAGCAAAGAAAUAUCCAAGUGAAGGCAGACACGAAACAGUUGGUGCGAAGCUCUUGAAAUCUUAUCAGAAACUGAGUAAAAUUUCUGUCAUACCUCCAACUCCACCUCCUUUCACAGAAUCCACAGCAGGAAGUAACGUGAUGGUAAAUGAACUCGGUCAGUCUAAAAGUUUUAACAAAUCUGUGGAAAACUUGUUUCUGUCUCUCACAACACAUAUAAAAAAAAUCUCGAAGUCCCAGAAUGAUAUGGCUGACAGAUGUCUCCUAACCACAGAUCAUGGGCAGAAUUUGGAAAGAAGGAAGCAAAGAAGGAGCCAGUCUGACACAGCCAUCAACAUUACAAGCAGGAUUAAAAGUACACCCAGUCUUCAGCAGCUCAUUACUGGGGCCCAAAAUGACAUUGAGAUUCUGACCAAAAGGAAUUGCAAGGAGGAAGAAGGCAUAAUAACGAGUCCUACAAGUGAUGCAGUUUUCUGUGAUGGCAAAACACAUGGGAGUUUGUAUAGUCUUAACAGCACUUGCACUGAGUCUGGAAAUUUUGGCAAAGCUAAUGUCAUGGGAGAAAUAGAGUUUGCCAUGAGAUAUAUCUUCAAAGCUUGCAUCUUAGAAAUUUGUAUCAAGAGAUGCAAGAACCUGGCUUAUGGAGAAGAGAAGAAGAAGAAGUGUAACCCGUAUGUUAAAGUUUAUUUACUUCCUGAUAAAUCUCCUCAGAGUAAGCGGAAGACAACUGUCAAAAAGAGAACAGUGGAUCCGGAAUUUGAUGAGACUUUGAAGUACAAGAUUGAAUACUCCCAGCUGGGAAGUCGGCAGCUUCAGAUCUCUGUGUGGCAUGCAGGAGCACUCAAAUACAAGGUGUUUUUGGGGGAAGUGGUGAUUCCACUGGCAGCAUGGGAUUUUCAAGAGGACUCAAUGCAGUUGUUCAGCUGGUACCAGCUCAAGCCGAAGCUUGAAAAGCCUGGACAUGAUCUUACCGAGUACAGUGGUGAACUCCUUGUGUCUGCAAGACUGUCAGCACCAGCUCAGUAUAAGAAUUUCCAGUUUGAAGGAAGAAAAGACGAAGGUGUUCCCAGCUGCCAGCUUCAGGUUGUGAUAACUGGGGCCAAGAACUUGCCUGUGCUGAGAACUUCUGGAAUGCCAAACCCAUUUGUUAUAGGUUGUCUUAUCCUUCCAGACCAACCAGAGGUAAAGCAGAAGUCUCCUGUCCGGAGGAAAGAAGCCUGUCCCCAGUGGAAUCACUUCUUUGUCUUUGAUGGUGUGACCCCAGCUCAGCUGCAGCAGUCAUGUCUACACUUGACUGUCUGGGACAAGUCAACUUCCAGCUCAAGCGAUCAGUUCCUAGGAGGAGCUACACUUGGUGCAAUGGAAUGGUUUGGCUCUACAGCCCUUUCUCAGUCAGUGCUUCAAUGGCAGGAAGUACUCUGCAGACCAAACACAUGGAUGGACUUCACACUUGUACUGCAUUCAAACAAGGAAAACUUUAAAUCAUAAGAGAACUGCACAACAGCUUUCCCCAUGUGUGAAGCUUUCAAUUCAACUGGCAUGUGCCUUUCAGGUCUGGUGAAAGGUACACUGCAAGCGUACCUAGUCCUGCAUUUGUGAAACAGAGUUAUACAUUUGAAAGUGUGUGAGGUUUUAUUGCUCCAAAGGUUAAGGCUUUGUUAUCUGUGCAUCUAUCUGAAGUAUAAGGUUUCUUUGAGAGCGACAAACUCAGAAAUGCAGUGUGGUGACAAGGCAACAGUAGCCAGAUGAGAUGCAGCUUUCUAGUUCUGGGCAUAGAACUGUCAUUCUUUAAUCACAGAUAGGAAUACAUCUUAAAUAA